Chara braunii is the source of this 4109-nucleotide messenger RNA. Lineage: Eukaryota; Viridiplantae; Streptophyta; Charophyceae; Charales; Characeae. The record is from the annotation of a GenBank genome assembly.
CGCGUUUUCCUCCCUACUCGCUCCGCCACGCUCCAGGAUUGCUGAGUUUUUUCCUCCCAACUCGCUCCACCACGCUGGUGUUGUUAUUGUUCCCACAACUCUUGGAAGAACAUCGUCUCUUUCUUGCGAUCAUCCGACUUUCUCCAGGGGUGCGUGUCUUGGUUUCGCAUUGGGAGUGAAAUGGCGUCUGAGAAAAACACAUCGGCAAGCGCUGGCCCYGGGGAGGGAGAAUAUUUGCCGCAAUCUACUCYUCCGUAUUUUCAUACGAGGGAAGCACCAUGGUUUCUGGACUUCGUUGUCGACCGGGAGCUUGUCGGGCCAGCUGUUUUCAUAUGGGGCCCUACGGGAGCAACCGAUGUUUAUCCUCUCGGUACCGUGACCGGGUGCCGCAAACAGUCUGGAGGCUUGCUGAAGCUGCAGACUAACAUAUUAUACGACCACUGCAAACUGCCUUUCAGAGGUGUUAAGGGUGUGAUAGUGUCGGUCAAGACUUUCGCCGGGUACGGCUCCAACAUGCUGUUGUGCCGUCACUUCAAAGGGCUUUACGAUGCGAAAAAUAGGCCUCUUCUGCCUCCACUGGAUUAUCUCGAUCUAUCGCUGAAGGUGCCAAAAAAGCGUCCUAUUCUUCCUCGAGAUUACGUUUUCCGGCUUCUGACAGCCCACGAGGGGCCUUCCAGCUCAGCUCGAGAAACCCAUGUGACGAAAGUGGGGCACGGGAGUGCCAUUCUCGGCACUGAGGGUCAAGCCAUGGGUCCAGCGGGUGAGAGCCAGACGCCGGUCGGCCCGACUGCUCAUGGGAGCACGUCUGGCUUGACUUCUCCACAUGCAGGGACUCAGCGGGUCGCGACACCGAAAAUCCUCACGUUUGUCUGCCAGGGUGACACUUUUUCGCUUCGCGGACAAUCCGGCAGCUCAGAGCAGGAGCUUGGAGGGAUUGGGGUUGGAGGGAUGGCCGCUGUGCGYGACAGCUCUGGCGGGGAGUCGUCUACUUCGGAGCAGAAUCGCGAGCGACAGCAGAGGGUGCGAGAAGAGGUGGYGGAACAAACCAGACAUAUGAAGAGGUUGAAAGGAUCAUCGGAGUCCUCGACUGGCGGGGAUGAAGGUGGCGUCGUGGGACAUGGCAGCGGAAAAAAGACGCYAUGGAUGCGUGGAGGACAAGAAGAUGUCAGGAAGAGGCAGUCGAAACAAGAAACUGCGACUACGCACAAAAAAACGAAAACGGUCGACGGAUUGACGAUCGGCGAGCGGCAAGUUGAGGAUGAAAGAGAUUCGGCUCGUGGAGGCGUUCCCCGGAACGACGACGGUGAUGUCGUUGAGAAGGAGAACCCGAUUCAACUAGUCAUCGACCCCAGGAGGGUCUGCGACAUCCCGACGUGGGAGGGAGAUUAUAAUCACCGCAGUCUCACUCGCGAUAAUGUCGAUGACAUCAAAAACGCGAUGCUGAGGCAGUUCCGCAAGGAGAAGGGAAAAAUAUGGACGAAAAACCCUUUGGUUCUGACACCCAUUUACAAGCCAGUGACGCAGCGCCCGGACACAGCUCGGAGGGUUUACAAGGAUGACUUCAUGCCUCAGGACAAGGACAAGUACUACUAUUACCUUGUCAACGGACAACACACCGUGGCUCCUGUGAAAGAAUUGGAGGGUGACCCCAUAUUCGAAUUGUGGAAGAUGCACUCGUGGCCAGCGAGAGUYGUGUGGUUGUCCGACGAUGACUUUGGGGGGUAUUUGAAGGUCAGUCUGGAGGAGAACACGAGACACAAAAUGUUUAAGCAGCGAUCACAAAAGGCCGCUUUCGAGGACAUGCGGGAGGCCUGGGAGAAGAAAGGCAGACCGCUGGCUAUUCAAGGGAACCCUUCCGGUAUGGAGUUCUACGGCAAAUGGGCUGAAGCAAAGUUGUUGGGCGGCGACGGGAAGACGCCGUUGUCGAUGCCUGACAAAUCUCCGGGUCUUCAAGCGAUUCCGGAGAUGGGUACGAAAGGGGCUGCUGGUGAGACGAAGAUGGGAUGGCUGGUCCGGGUCCCGCCGCCUCCGACCAAAAAGAAAACGCAAUUGGACGACAAGUUCUUCGUCGUCGUGAAAGAGCCAGAUAUGUUCUGUUGGCUGUGUCUCGCUGACAUGACCGAUGAGGAGAAACUUUCGAUCCUUGAGGACAUUCUCGCGCUCAAAGGAGUUUUCGUCCAAUCGGCGGGCGAGCAUCUGAGACGACAGCAUAAGCCUGGCAUUAAGGACAUGGUAGCGACGAGGAAAGUUGAUCGAGUGAUGCUCCGCAUGUUUCGUUGCAUAUUGUUCCUCGAAUUAGAGGAGGACGCGGAGGUCUGGCGCAAUGGAACCCCGUUUUUUCGGAACCAGGGGGAGCUUCUGGCGGAGUUUGCGCCACGGGGGCUCACGAGACAGGUGUGGGUCGAGCUGAGGAAGCAUUUCCUGGGCGCGAUGGAGAACGUGAACACGUGCAAACGGUGUCUUCCGUACGAGAAGGAGUCCCUGGAAGAGACGAAGAAAAUGUACGACGAUGACAGUGGUCGGAACGUCGUUGAGGUGGAGGACGAUGCGAAGAUGAUCGAUUACCUUCACGAGUUCGUCAAGACACUCGCGCGGGACCCUCGUUGCCAUUGCUCUUUCGUCCAGAACACCGGAGAGAGGAACUGGGAUCCCAAAYGUGAUAUGUACUGGAAAUUGCCGGAUAACAAAACGACGGAGGUUUGGGAGUUCCUUUUCGAACUCGGAYCGCCUGCCCAGACAGACCUUGAAUACAAUCGACGGAGGAACCUUGUGUUCGGUGUGCUGAAUGGUUACCACGGUGCACCCAGGGAGUCUGUGUCAAAUUUUCUGAAAAGGCUAGAGCACGUUUUCUUCGUGAUGGGUGAACCACUGACCCUCGAGAACUACAAGGCGCAGUUUGACGAGGAGGACCCUUUCGACACUGAAGACAUGGAGGAGAUGAGCGACUCMGAAACCUUCGGUUUCGAGUCCAUGYCGCUUCCUCGAGUGGUGGCACGGGGUGAAGAUGAAGGCGAAGGCGGUCGUCUGAGAUACACCGCGUCCCCUCGAGGUUUGACGCRUAUGUUUGAACGCGAGCCAGUCGACGACGGGGAAGAAGACAAAGGCUACGAUUACGAGUACUGUGACAAGCUCCCGAGGGACCAUGACACCUGGGAGAACGACAGGCUUUUCUUCUACGGGAAACACCACCGGUUCACAGCGGAGGAUGUCUGGGGCCACAACGUCGUUUGGCACCCAAGGAUAUUUCAACCUGCUGUCAGGACUGGAAAGUGGGUCAUGGCAACGAAGGAACCCGACGACACGYGGAGCGGUCUCAGCCAACUGGGCGCGGGCGCGUUUAAGAGAAAGGCCAGAGAAGCUCUGGUGGAGCAAUUGAGAGUAAUGAAUCCGGAAAGAAGCCCUGAGGACGUCGCAUCGUACGCAGCCGAAAAACUCGACAACCUGUACAUGAACAAAAUGUUGGAGUUUAGAGCGCCUUUCUAUGCAAUCGACACGGCACCCUCUCGCAACAUUGAUUGGCGCAUGCCGCAGCCUCCGGGAGGCGGUGGACGAGGUGACGGAGGAGACGACCCAGAACCCGGUGGUGGCGGUGACAAAGGAGACGGCUCGGCACCCAGAGUUGAAACGAAGUCGGAACCAAAGGGAUUCGGUGGAAAACGGUCCGGCGGAAAACGGUCGGGCKAAAUGGGGUCGGGCGGAAACGGUUCGGGCGAAAACAGUUCGGGCGGGAAAGGGCCACGCAGAAAGCUUAGAGCGUACACUACACGCAAGUCUAGACAAACCGACAACCACUUCGAUGGGGGUCGGGACUCCGAGAUGCGAGACGAGACCGCCCUGUUUUAUCAAGUGCGAGUACAUUCGCACUUGUCUGCGAGGACUUUGUUUCCYGAAGACGAGGAGCGCAGCGAAGUCGGAAUUCAUUCGCAGUCCGUGAGGUCYGCCACCUGUGCGCCUUACGCUACAGUACUGCGGGGCAAAGACAUGGGGAGGUUUGGGUCCCCGACUCUUCAGUUGGACACAGUGCUUCCCUGCUCGCCGUCGUUCUCUCAUGCCUAGACUCGAGACUGGCCGUCUUCCAAAGUGUUGGAAGGCCCCGCUGCAGGAGCCUU